Camelus dromedarius (Arabian camel) is the source of this 5677-nucleotide messenger RNA. It is a transcript of the gene SSC5D, whose product is annotated as scavenger receptor cysteine rich family member with 5 domains. Gene Ontology annotation, biological process: zymogen activation. Lineage: Eukaryota; Metazoa; Chordata; Mammalia; Artiodactyla; Camelidae. Gene Ontology annotation, molecular function: serine-type endopeptidase activity. Gene Ontology annotation, cellular component: plasma membrane. Bases 441 to 5423 code for a protein of 1660 amino acids. The record is from RefSeq and is a predicted model, not a curated record. The transcript has 13 exons.
UCCCUGCCAGAGCUCUGACUCACGCUCCCCAUUACCAAAUUUUUUCCGCCUCACAGCUGCUUAGUGCAGUGUGUGUGUGUGUGUAGUACCCCUCCUCCACCCAAGCCUUGACCCUUAGUCCUUUCAACCCCCGACCCGUUUCCUAAGGAGACACACAAGUUCAACCACCGGUCCCUCAGACGGGGCUGGGGACUUUGUGCACAAAUCUGCAGGGCGGGGGGGAGGUGUUGGAGAGAGGGGUUUCUCAGUCUCUUUUUCCAGUCCAGGAAGUCCUUCCUGGUGUCUGGCUGCAAGCCCUCUUGCUGCAUCGUGAAUCCCAGAUGUGCUAGGUCCCCAGCCCCAGGAGCUGAUGUGAAUUUACCCUCAAUCCCCUGUACUGUGGUCCCACCACACUUCCCUGGCUGGACAAAAGAGGAGGCAGAUGGGUGGGCGCCCCACCCAUGGCCCCUGCUGUCCCCCCAGGCACACCCCUGUCUGGAUCCUUCCCUGCAGCCUGCUGCCCCUUAAGCAUCUCUAAGUACAGCACGCCUGGCCAGCGUCUCCCGUGUGGGUGUUUGCAGUUGGACACCCUCCCUCCCGCCUGCCACCGCCCUCCUCCCCAGGCCUCAGCCGAGGGCCAGCCCCCUCCCCGCCCCCCCUCCUGUCCCCUGCUGCCUCCUCGGCAGCCUCUCUUCCUCCUGGCAAAGCGUCCAGCCCCUGCCUGCUCCUCCGCGGGUCCAGGUCCUGGGCGCCUCCACAGGCGAGUCCCUCCCUCCUUCUCUCCCUCCCUCCCAACAGUGGCCACCACCUCCUCCCCUCUCUCCUGCUCCUGUCCCCUUUCACCCCAUCCCUGCCCGGACUCUGCAAACAUGAGGGUCUUGGCCUGCCUCCUCGUGGCUCUGAUGGGGAUCCAGGCUGUUGAGCGGCUGCGUCUGGCCGAUGGCCCCCAUGGGUGCGCUGGUCGCCUGGAGGUGUGGCACACUGGGCGCUGGGGGACCGUGUGUGACGACGGCUGGGACCUGCGGGAUGCCGCCGUGGCCUGCCGGGAACUGGGCUGUGGUGGGGCGCUGGCCGCCCCUGGAGGCGCCUUCUUCGGGGAGGGCGUGGGGCCCGUGUGGCUGAGCGAGCUGGCUUGCCGGGGCAGUGAGCGGCAGCUGGGCCUCUGCCCCCACCGCGGCUGGAAGGCCCACAUCUGCUCCCACGAGGAGGACGCCGGCGUCGUCUGUGCAGGUCAGCGUGUGGCCGACUCCAGGGACCAGGACAACACACCUUCCAUCCUGGAUGGGGACCCCUGGCCGGGGCUGUCUGGGGAGCUGAGCCCUGGCUCUGAGGAGCCCCCCGUGACGCAUGCCCCCCGCCCAGCCGGGACCCCCCAGAACAGCUCCCGGAAGAAGAGCUCCCGGCCGCCCAAGCAGGCCAAGUCCACUAGGGCUCCUUUGCUGACUGCUGGAGCCCCCCGCCAGGAGCGGCUGCGCCUGGUCUCCGGCCCCCAUGGGUGCUCGGGCCGCCUGGAGGUGUGGCACGGCGGACGCUGGGGGACCGUGUGUGACGACGGCUGGGACCUGCGGGAUGCUGCUGUGGCCUGCCGGGAACUGGGCUGUGGGGGUGCUCUAGCUGCCCCCGGAGGGGCCCGAUUCGGCCCGGGUUCAGGGCCCGUGUGGAUGGACGACGUGGGGUGCGGAGGCGGAGAGCAGGCCUUGCGGGACUGUCCCCGAAGCCCCUGGGGCCGGAGCAACUGUGACCACACAGAGGAUGCAGGGCUGGUCUGUACCGGCCCGGCCCCUCGGCUGCGUCUGGCCGAUGGCCCCCAUGGGUGUGCUGGCCGGCUGGAGGUGUGGCACGCCGGGCGCUGGGGGACAGUGUGUGAUGACGCCUGGGACCUGCGGGACGCCGCUGUGGCCUGCCGGGAGCUGGGCUGCGGGGGGGCGCUGGCCGCCCCCGGAGGCGCCUUCUUUGGGGAGGGGGCUGGACCCAUCCUCCUGGAUGAUCUUCGCUGUCGGGGAAACGAGACAGCCUUGCGGUACUGUCCGGCGAGGCCCUGGGGCCAGCACGACUGUCAUCACCGGGAAGACGCCGGGGCUGUGUGUGAUGGUAUGCCUCCCGGAUACGUCCCUCCCACGGCCCUGCCCCCCACGGCGAGCCAGGCCCCUCGGACAGCAGGCAUUUCUCCUCCACCUGCCUCCCCUGCUGCCCCUCAGGAACCUGGGCCGGAAGCUGGGUCCCCCCGACUGCGCCUGGUGGCCGGGCCCAGCAGGUGCUCAGGCCGGCUGGAGGUGUGGCAUGCCGGGCGCUGGGGGACCGUGUGUGACGACAGCUGGGACCUGCGGGACACGGCCGUGGUCUGCCGGGAGCUGGGCUGCGGGGGGCCUCGGCAGCCAGACCCUGCUGCUGGCCGCUUUGGCUGGGGCGCCGGCCCCAUCUGGCUGGAUGACGUCAGAUGCACAGGGACUGAGGCGUCCCUCGCCAACUGUCCCGCCGCCCCCUGGGGGAAGCACAACUGUGCUCAUAAUGAGGACGUUGGAAUCACCUGCACUGGAACCCCCGGCCUGGACUCCAUCUCAGACCCCUUCAGUUGGAGCUGGAUCCCUGGCCUGGGUAGAGACCCGGAUGCCUGGCUCCCAGGGGAGCUGGCCACCAAGCCCCCUGCCAGACUGACCCCCAGUGUGCUGGAGAAAACCACCAAGGCCCCAGGGAAAAUGCCCAAGAGCACAAAGAAGUGGGUGACCAAGACUGCAAAGAGACCAGCCACUCAGCCUCCCGUGAUGCCGACCACUAAACACUCCAGGGUCCAGGGCACUCGGAGUCCCCUAGAACUGACCUUGAGGACCACUACCGCCCGGACCAUGGAGGCCUCUCGGAGACCAACCUCUGAGUUUACCACAAGGCUGACCACUGAGACCUCUCACACGCUGACCUCACACACUCCUGUGACUCGGACUCCCCGGGCCCCCCGGGAACGGACCUUUAAGACUGUGGCAACACCGACCACUCAAGGCCCCCAAGAAAUGACCUCUGAGGCCACCGUGGAGCCAUCGGCCAGGAUCCCAGAAGGUUCUCCAGAGUCAUCCAAAGACCCAGCCCCCUCCCCCACUGGGGGAUCAGUAGGCCUGUUCCGAGUUCGUCUGGCUGAUGGGCCCAACCGGUGUGCUGGCCGGCUGGAGGUGUGGCAUGCUGGACGCUGGGGCACCGUAUGCGAUGACAACUGGGACCUGCGGGAUGGCACCGUGGCCUGCUGGGAGCUGGGCUGUGGGAGAGUCCGGCCCCGAGUGGGCAAAACCCACUAUGGCCCUGGGACCGGGCCCAUCUGGCUGGAUGACCUGGGCUGCAAGGGAAGCGAGACCUCGCUGAGCGACUGCCCCGCAAGGCCGUGGGGUCAGCAUAACUGUGACCACGAGGAGGACGUGGGGCUCACUUGCACUGGCUACACAGACGAGGAGGAUUACCCACCAUGGACCUGGGACCCCACGUCGGGAGAGGACCUGGCCAAGAGGACCACCACCGCAGGGAUGCCUGGACACAUUCUCUCCCGGGGCACCACCGGGCGCCCAGGGGUCCCCUCCCCAGCAACGAGGCGCCUUCCUGGCACAGGUUCCGCAAGGAAGCCGUGUAUGGAGCGCCGCCUGCAAUGGCCCACUGUGGCCAGGACGGUGCCCCCCGCCCCUUCCUCACCUCCCCCCGCCUCGUCGGGGCCCCCGGGCCCUCUGCUGACUUCUGACUCCACGCCGCAGUUCAUCCCCGCCGCCACCGUUUCAACACUGGAGGUGACCUCUGGCCUUCCUGCCACCUUGCCACCCAGCCCAGAAUCGGCCUCCUGGGUGAACUCUCACCACACCUUGACAACCCCUGGCCUUAUCUUGUCCACCCCCGAUGCCACCGUAGUUCCAGCGCUGACCCCUGGGCUUCCACCCACCCUACCGCCCACCCCUCCCAAAGAACUGACCUCUGACCCCUCUGUACCGGCAGCGGUGACCCGCCUUUCUCCUACCUCAGAGCUAUCACCGGAAUCUCACACAACCCCAGGCUGGGACACAACUCCAUACCCCAGCACAGUCCCAGAACCUCCCAGUUCCCCAGACCCCUCCACAAGCCCUGACCCCACAGCCACCAUAACCUCUCACGCUGCCACUACCUCUCACCCCACUGCCACCCUUUACCCCACCACGACCUCUCACCCCACCAUGACCCCUUACCCCACCACGACCUCUCACCCCACCACGACCCCUUACCCCACCACGACAUCUCACCCCACCAUGACCCCUUACCCCACCACGACCUCUCACCCCACCAUGACCCCUUACCCCACCACGACCUCUCACCCCACCACGACCCCUUACCCCACCACGACCUCUCACCCCACCACAACCCCUUACCCCACCACGACCUCUCACCCCACCAUGACCCCUUACCCCACCACGACCUCUCACCCCACCACAACCCCUCACUCCACCAUGACCUCUCACCCCACCACCACCCCUUCCCCUCCCCCCACCCCUCAUCCCAUCACCACUGCUCACCCCAGCACAGUCCCUCACCCCAUCACAACCCCUGAGCCCACAACGACGUCUCGCCCUGCCACAACCCUUCAUUCUGCCACAACCCCUCACUCUGCCACAACCCCUCACUCCACCACAACCCCUCAACCCACCACAACCCCUUACCCUGCCACAGCCCCUCAUUUUGCCACCACUACUUACCCCACCAUGACUCCUGACCCCACCUCAACCCCUGUGAUCACUACCAAGUCCCUUCUAACUUCCUUGGGAACAGAACUUCCCUCUCCCUCUCUGGCACCAACAGUCAAGCCCAGCCUGCACCCCCAAUUGACCUUCACAGGGGCUCCUCUCCCCUCCACAUCCGAGAUAUGGAGCCCAGAGCCCUCUCCAGCGUCAGAGCCCAGCCCCUCCAGGCCCUCUCCAGUCCCAAGCAUGGACACACUGUCCACUGAGAACUUCACUCAACCUAGAAACCAGAGCCCCAAACUAACGUCUCCACCUACUCAUACUCCACACUCAGCCUCUGACCUCACUGUGACCCCUGACCCGCAUCUGCCCCCUAUUGCUCACCCCUUGGAUCAACCUCCUCCUGACCACCUCACCCUAGGGCCAACUCCUGGCCAGAGCCCAGGCCCCCUUGGCCCAUGUGUGGCCCCAGUGCCACCUGUAAGGGUCAUGGCUUGUGAGCCACCUGCCUUGGUAGAGCUGGUGGCCGCUGUGAGGGAUGUGGGUGGCCAGCUGCAGAGGCUGACCCAGGCCCUGGAGCGGGACCAGCAGGAGCGCCAAGCCCUGGGACUGGGGUUGGCCCAGCUGGUGGAGGCUGCCCAGGGUCUGGGGCAUCUGAGUGAGGUUGUGAAGAGACUGGCAGAGGUGGCCUGGCCCCCCACCACAUCUGCACCAACCACUACCACCCCAGAGGAGGAGGAGAGGCCUCUGAGGGGAGAUGUGUGACCCUACCUGAGAUUUGAGAGACUUAAGACACUCCCAAACCAACAAAGGAAAACCAAAGUAUCUAAUUAAAAACAAAACAUGAAUGAUGUUUCUGGAGGACUGGGGCAGAUGGAGUCUUGAGAUUGAUCUAUUUGUGAAUACCACAGUCACCAUGCAAGAUGGCGAUGAUGAUGGUGAGGAUGAUGGUGAAGAUGAUAAUGGUGAUAUUAUGAUGAGGAUAAAAGUGAUGAUGGUGAUGAUCAUUAUGAUGAUAA